AUGGCCCCAAACGCUCCUUAUGAAAUAUGUUUUGUACCCAAGAGCAGAGAAGAAGAGGAAGAAGAUGAGAAAAUCUACAAGAGAUACAAGGAAAUUAUUGCUACUACACUUCCUAUAGCAGGAGGUUUGUUAGGUGAACCGAUGUACCAGUAUCAAGGCUUUUGGUACAGUUCCAGAGUUGGUAGUGUUGGACCUUUGGCAGUUCAAGAUCAUUUUAGGGCAAGAGCCAGUGACAUUCUUAUUGCUAGCAUCCCCAAGAGUGGCACAACUUGGCUGAAAUCGCUUGCCUUUGCUGUCAUCAAUAUCAAAUCUCAUCCUCCUUCAGUUCAGCAACAACAUCCUUUGCACAUAUUCAAUUCACAUGAUCUCGUGCCCAUGUUGGAGAUAAGGCUAUAUAACAAUGACUUCAAUGGUAAUCGAAUUCCUAACCUUGAUAUCCUUCCAUCACCUAGACUGUUUGGCACACACAUGCCAUACACAUCACUACCACAAUCUGUAACACUUUCAGGUUCCCGGAUUGUUUAUAUUUGCCGGAACAUCAAGGAUAAUCUAGUAUCGAUGUCUCGUUUUAUCAUCAAGAUGAGGUUGGCUCUUUCUUUGGAGCCUAUGAAGGUAGAAGAUAUCUUAGAGUGGUUUUGCAAAGGGAGGUGUGUAAUUGGGGAAGUUAUAGAACAUGCGUUGGGUUAUUGGAAAGCGAGUUUAGAAAGGCCUCAAAAUGUGCUAUUCCUCAAGUACGAUAAGAUGGUGGCCGAACCAGCUCUUCACUUAAAAAGGAUUGCAGAGUUUAUGGGGUGCCCCUUCUCCUCAAUGGAAGAGAAGGAAGGGGUGGUUCAUCAAAUAAUAAAGCUAUGCAGUUUCGAGAAUUUAAGCAAUUUAGAAGUGAAUAAAACUGGAUUAAGUGAUGGUGGUUUUCUUAACCGUGCCUACUUCAGGAAAGGUAAAGUUGGAGAUUCAGCAAAUUAUCUCUCACCUAAAAUGAUGGAGCAGCUUGAUCAAAUCAUAGAGCAAAAAUUACAUGGCUCGGGCUUAACACUCUAA
Messenger RNA from Macadamia integrifolia, 1038 nucleotides. Its product is annotated as cytosolic sulfotransferase 8-like. The record is from RefSeq and is a predicted model, not a curated record. Gene Ontology annotation, molecular function: sulfotransferase activity. Gene Ontology annotation, biological process: sulfation. Lineage: Eukaryota; Viridiplantae; Streptophyta; Magnoliopsida; Proteales; Proteaceae. Gene Ontology annotation, cellular component: cytoplasm. The transcript has a single exon. Bases 1 to 1038 code for a protein of 345 amino acids.